AUGAAACGUGUAGAUUGUGGAAGACGAGAAGGUGAAGAGCGACGCCAGCAAGCGAGCCUUCCCCGUCUCGUCGUCUUGAUCUCGAUUACACUCUCUGGCUCUAUUUCUGAAGCUAAGGGAAUACUGCAGGCCUUAAAGGAGAGUGGUAUUGAUCUGGUCAUAGCUUCUCGGUCUCCAACUUCUCACAUUGCACGAAAAUUCCUCGAGAAAUUGGGCGUUCGAUCCAUGUUUGUAGCCGAGGUAUCUCGAAUGGGCGUGACGAGUGUUUUAGUCGGUAACGGGAUAACUCUCGGGGAAAUGAGACAGGGGCUCUUACUCUUAGGAUAUGCCGGAAGAUCAUCUUCAUCCGCCCGCAGAAACUUGGACUGAAGGUAUACUCAUCACUGUGUAUUCGUAUAGCAAUACUCCAUAACCAACAAAAAAAAAAAUGCCUUUGGACGACAUUCGUGUGCAUUAUCACACUUAUAAUAAUCAUUUAUCGUAACUAUGAUGAUUUAACCAUCUUUUUAAUGAUUUGCGCAUUGAGUAUGUGUAUCUUAUACAUGAGUUACGGUUUUUACUGAACCAUGACAUUUUUUGUGUCACUGAAUGAUAAUUUAA
Messenger RNA from Tarenaya hassleriana, 600 nucleotides. RefSeq lists its product as uncharacterized. Bases 1 to 369 code for a protein of 122 amino acids. The record is from RefSeq and is a predicted model, not a curated record. NCBI's taxonomy places the organism in Eukaryota, Viridiplantae, Streptophyta, Magnoliopsida, Brassicales, Cleomaceae. Gene Ontology annotation, molecular function: acid phosphatase activity. The transcript is spliced from 4 exons.